GCCGCGUCCCCGCCACCCAACACUCCAAAGCCGGCAGGAAGUGGCUCUAUGCAAAUAGUGCGGGUGCCUGCCAAUGGGAAGAAGGCUGGGGGGCGGGGAUUAACAGGGGGCGUGGUCUCGACCUUCCUCUGUAGAGUGUACAGCGCAGCCGCUUCUGCGCAGAGGGAGUGGAACCGUGGGCUCUUCACCUGUAACACUUCGCGCUGUAUCGAAGUGCUCGGGGUCCAGAGAGCGAAAGGCACCAAGGAACUAGUGGGACCACAGGCGAGGGGUUCUCGCUGGCACAAUCCACCCGCUCAGUAAUAAACCAAAGGCUAUUCUUUCAGAGCUGAUCAACGAAUUUAGUUACUUAAUGAAAUGAAGAAAGAAUCCGCAAGUUUGAGAGGCUAAAGUAUUUUUUUUUUUUUAAUCCUACGGCAUUGUCAAAUCCAGUAAUCUGAGGUGCAGUAAAGACUUUGGGCUCCAGAGUGUCACGGGACAACAUGAGCGAGUACUGGUUAAUUUCGGCUCCUGUGGAUAAAUCAAACCAACAAAUAUGGGAACGAAUGAACACUGUGACCGAAAAAGCCAAUUUAUCGAAUAACUUUAAAUUCCCGAUCCCAGAACUCAAGGUGGGGACAUUGGAUUCAUUGGUUGGCCUCUCGGAUGAACUAGGAAAGCUUGAUACGUUUGUUGAAGGCAUUGUGAAGAAGCUGGCACAAUAUACAGCAGAUAUUAUGGAGGAUUCCAAGGAUAAAGCUCAAGAAAAUCUGUUGGCCAGUGGAGUUGAUCUGCAUAGAUACGUGACACAUUUUCAGUGGGAUAUGGCUAAAUAUCCUAUAAAACAGUCACUUCAAAACAUAACAGAAGUCAUUACCAAGCAAAUUUCACAGAUUGAUACUGACUUAAAGUCUCGGGCAAUGACGUAUAACAACACAAAGGGAAACCUACAAAAUCUGGAAAGAAAAGCAGUGGGUAGUCUUUUGACCCGUACCUUAGCAGACAUUGUAAAUAAGGAAGACUUUGUGUUAGAUUCAGAAUAUCUCACAACUCUUCUGGCAUUUGUCCCGAAGUCCAAUUAUGUUUCCUGGCAAAAGACAUAUGAAUCUCUGUCUGACAUGGUGGUUCCUCGAUCAACCAAGAUGAUCAUUGAAGAUAUGGAGGGUGCCCUCUUUACAGUAACUCUCUUCAAAAAAUAUGUGGAUGAAUUCAAAACCAGAGCCAGAGAAAACAAGUUUCUGGUGCGAGAAUUUAACUAUAGCGAAGAGGAAUUGCAUGCUGAAAAGGAGGAAAUGACACGACUAAAUGCAGACAAGAAACAACAGUAUGGUCCCUUGCUGCGUUGGCUAAAGGUUAAUUUUAGUGAAGCGUAUAUUGCCUGGAUCCACAUAAAGGCUUUAAGAGUUUUUGUUGAAUCUGUUCUUCGAUAUGGGCUUCCAGUUAACUUCCAGGCCAUGCUUCUUCAGCCAAAUAAGAAAACCAUGAAACGAUUACGCGAUGUGCUCAAUGCACUUUUUAAACACCUAGAUGAAGUUGCUGCUGCAAGCACCAUUGAUGCCAACGUGGAUAUCCCUGGACUGAAUGUCAACCAACAGGAUUACUAUGCCUAUGUCUACUUCAAGAUUGACAUUGACUUAUUUAACUUCAAGUAAAGCUUCGGCAAUAAUGUGAAAAAUAGGAGUUGCUUGAUUUUAUGUUUGGAAUAUUAUAUAUAUAUA
This is a messenger RNA of Amblyraja radiata (thorny skate), 1697 nucleotides long. Its product is annotated as V-type proton ATPase subunit C 1-B. Gene Ontology annotation, biological process: proton transmembrane transport. Gene Ontology annotation, cellular component: vacuolar proton-transporting V-type ATPase, V1 domain; lysosomal membrane. Gene Ontology annotation, molecular function: proton-transporting ATPase activity, rotational mechanism. The coding region runs from base 483 to 1631 and encodes 382 amino acids. NCBI's taxonomy places the organism in Eukaryota, Metazoa, Chordata, Chondrichthyes, Rajiformes, Rajidae. The record is from RefSeq and is a predicted model, not a curated record. The transcript is spliced from 13 exons.